Messenger RNA from Perkinsus marinus ATCC 50983, 1185 nucleotides. RefSeq lists its product as hypothetical. The transcript is spliced from 11 exons. Gene Ontology annotation, biological process: glycine catabolic process. The coding region runs from base 1 to 1185 and encodes 394 amino acids. NCBI's taxonomy places the organism in Eukaryota, Perkinsozoa, Perkinsida, Perkinsidae. Gene Ontology annotation, molecular function: aminomethyltransferase activity; protein binding. The record is from RefSeq and is a predicted model, not a curated record. Gene Ontology annotation, cellular component: mitochondrion.
AUGCUGCGUCGAGCACUUUCCGGCGGAGCUGUGAGGUUGUCUGCUGCUGCCGCCGCAUCUGCUGUGGAGCCAUUGAAGAGGACUGCGCUGUACGACUUCCAUAUGGCCCAGGGUGGGAAGAUGGUGGACUUCGCCGGGUGGAGCAUGCCUGUCCAAUAUAAGGAUACUGGCAUCAUUACUAGCUGCCUCCACACAAGGGCGGAUGCCUCCCUGUUCGACGUCUCCCAUAUGGGCCAGCUACGAGUAUAUGGCAAGGAUAGGGUCCGCUUUAUGGAGUCCUUAACAGUAGGAGACCUGCAGAUACUUAAACCAGGGGAAGGGAGGCUCACGCUGAUCACAACACCUCAGUCUACCAUAAUUGACGACACGGUUAUAUGCAACGAAGGGGAUCAUCUCUAUGUGGUACUUAAUGCCAGUAAUACCGAGAAGGAUAUGAAGCAUAUUGAGACCGCCUUGGCAGACUUCGAUGGUGAUGUUAGUCUUGAACCACAUCCCGAGGCCUCCCUCAUAGCCCUACAGGGCCCUAAGGCGAUGGAAGUGCUCCAGCCCAUGCUAGCUGAGGACCUCACAAAGGUGCCGUUUAUGGUAUCUUUCGCCACUACAGUGAAUGGUGUACCCAACGUCACAGUCACCCGAUGUGGGUAUACUGGAGAGGACGGCUUCGAGUUGUCUAUUCCGACCUCAGAGGGAGUCAAUGCUAUAGCGGAGAAAAUGAUAGAGAACGAGGCAGUCCUCCCAGCAGGGUUAGGAGCUAGGGAUACCCUCCGUAUUGAAGCGGGUCUAUGUCUGUAUGGCCAUGACAUUUCGGAAACUACUACCAUCGCUGAGGCAGCAUUGUCCUGGACGGUGUCGAAGCGCCGUCGCAAUGAAGCAAACUUCCCGGGGGUUGAGGUGUUCUUGAGGCAAGUGAAGAAAGGUGGAGUAGAUCGCAAACGAGUGGGGUUACUGGUAACAGGCCCACCUGCUAGAGAGGGCAGUACGAUACUGGAUACUGAUAGCAACAAGAUAGGAGAAGUUACUUCGGGAACCUUCAGCCCAACUCUAGGUCGUCCGAUCGCUAUGGGGUAUGUCCAAACUGCAUUCAGUAAGAGUGAUACGGUCGUACAGACUGAGGUUAGGAAUAAGAUCAACGAAGCGAUAAUCACCAAGAUGCCCUUUGUUGAGGCCAACUAUUACAAGGUCUAA